This is a messenger RNA of Cotesia glomerata, 3566 nucleotides long. RefSeq names its product cAMP-dependent protein kinase type II regulatory subunit (gene Pka-R2). The transcript has 9 exons. Gene Ontology annotation, biological process: regulation of protein phosphorylation. Gene Ontology annotation, molecular function: cAMP-dependent protein kinase regulator activity. Gene Ontology annotation, cellular component: cAMP-dependent protein kinase complex. NCBI's taxonomy places the organism in Eukaryota, Metazoa, Arthropoda, Insecta, Hymenoptera, Braconidae. The record is from RefSeq and is a predicted model, not a curated record. Bases 506 to 1654 code for a protein of 382 amino acids.
UGUGGGUGUUUCACCGUUUUAUUGAAGCGUAAAAAAUUACUGUAACUCAAUCCAAAGAUUCCUAAGUGAUAAAAUUACCAGUAAACAAUUAAAUGAUUAGUUAAAAAUUAAUAUUUAUUAUUAGAAGAUAUUGGACUGUAGUUUGAGAUAAGAACGAGUUAUUUAUCCUGAGGAUUUAUAAGUUUGGAGUUACGUUACAAUAGUGAGAAGAUUCAAGAUUUAUUGGUGAUUACUGGACGAGAUUGAUCCGCUUAAAGAGACUGCGGAUGAAUAAACGGCUUGGGUGAAAAAAAGUCUGUAUAAAUAUAUACACAUAUAUAGGAGAUAUACAUAUAUAUCAAUAGCUACUAUACAUAUUGUAUUAAUAAGCUUAUAGAGGCCUAUAUAAUAAUAAUAAUAACAAUAAUAAUAAUCACAAGAGAAGAAAGUGGUGGUGUACGGCCUCACGUCCUCGGCGCACGAGUUUACUCUCGGCGGUCGGCUUCGAUUUUCUCCGGGCGCGACGAUGAGUUGCCAAAGAAACGCUGGCAAGAUCACGGUGCCCGAAGACCUCAGGAAUAUACUACUUGAGUUUACGAUCAGUUAUCUCCUCGAGCAACCUGGCGACAUAAUUGAUUAUGCUGUUGAAUUUUUUACUCGUUUACGUGAUAAUCGACAAACAAUGUUGAUCCAAUCUAAUGCUACGUGUUCAUCAACACCCGACGAAUCUGUCGAGGAAGAGCCACCCGUCGGUAGAUUUGCUAUCAGGAGAAAAAGCGUCUUCGCAGAAACUUAUGAUCCAGAGGAAGAUGAAGAAGAUGAGGGUGCCAAGAUGGUGUAUCCAAAAAGCGACGAACAGCGGCAGAGGCUGAGCGAGAGCGUUAAAAAUAUUCUUCUAUUCCGUGCUCUCGAUAAGGAACAAAUGGCAGAUGUACUGGAUGCGAUGUUUGAAAAGAACGUCGAACCGGGAGAUUAUAUCAUACGUCAGGGCGAUGAUGGUGAUAAUUUUUACGUCAUUGAGAGAGGCAAGUUUGAGGUAUACGUUAAAGAUCCAUCAGGCAAGGAUAUGUUGAUCCACACGUACGAUAACGGCGGAGCAUUCGGAGAAUUGGCGCUUCUUUACAAUAUGCCACGUGCAGCAACUAUUAAAGCCAUCACGAAAGGCACACUGUGGGCCAUGGAUCGGCAAACAUUCCGACGUAUAUUGUUAAAGUCUGCAUACAAGAAACGUAAAAUGUACGAGAAUUUGAUCAACAAAGUCCCGAUGCUCAAGUCGCUCGAGACUUAUGAACGAAUGAAUCUCGCUGACGCAUUAGCUCCGAAGCAUUUUUCCGACGGCGAACAGAUUAUCCGUCAAGGCGAUAUGGCCGAUGGGAUGUACUUUGUCGAGGAUGGGGUUGUUAGGAUCACGAUUAUCGGUGAAAAUGGUCGUGAGGUAGAGAUCAAUCGUGUACCCGCUGGUGGUUAUCUAGGUGAACUGGCUCUAGUCACACACAAGCCACGCGCUGCCUCUGCAUACGCAGUUGGAAAUGUCAAGCUUGCCUUUUUGGAUGUCGAGGCUUUUGAACGGCUGCUUGGUCCUUGUAUGGAAUUGAUGAAGCGCAAUAUUGACGACUAUGAAGAUCAAUUAAUAAAGAUAUUUGGCAGUAAAACUGACAUCUCCGACAUCCGAUGAAUGUCCAGGCAGGUAACAACCUAAGGGCAUCGCGUCGUUUUAUGGUAAUUUUCACGAUAUACUGACGCUCGAUAUAAGCACCUAAUUCUUCAACACCCGCUUAAAAACAAUUGCAUUCAUGGUAUUUUGAGUAUAUAUACAAGUAUACAAACAUAUAUAUAUACAUACAUAUAUUUUUUUUUUCAUCCUUGAUGGAUGUCACUCGCGCAAUUGCUCUCAAGUGAAAACAAAGUAUAAAUAUUAAUUAUAAAUAUAUAUAUGAUAUAAGUUCAUCAUGUGAGUAUUAUAUCUGUAGCUAAACAAAAUUUAUACCUAUUUAAAUCUAAAAAAAUGAAACAAUUUUCAAGUACAAUCACUUUCGUAUUAUGGAAGCACAAUUACGGAGAGUUUAUUAUCGCAAUGAAGUUAUGAAUAUAUCACGUGAGACUGUAAUGGAUUGGAAAGUAUUAAAAAAACAAUUUUAUUAUGACUUAAUUAAAAUCUUCCGUACGGUAAACAAACUAACAAUAAAAUAAUAGUAAUAAUAAUAAUAAAAUAAUAUUAACAAUAAUUAUAAUAAUAAUCAAUCAAUUACCGUACUAAGAUGGAGAGAUAUUUGAGAAUGUGCCGAUUGUUUUUCCACUCUCUUAUUUUUGAAUCGAGACCAAAAAAUAAAUUAAAAAAAAAACCAAUUUAUUAAUUUAUCAAGUUAAAGUCUUUCUCACUUGUAUCUAUAUAUUAUAUAAAAAAUUAAUACUUUUAAUGAGAGGCAUAUUCAUUAAUAGAUUAAUUAAUUUGAUGUUUCGCGUACAUUCAUUCAUUGUUCCCAGUAAAUGUUCCAGUGAGAAUAAUACAAGAAACUUCCCAGUGAUAUAAAUUAGUAAUUAUGUGAGGAAUAAUAGCAAAGAAAAACCAAUAAAACUAAUAAUGUUUCUAGCUAACGGAAAUUAUUUAUUUGUAUAAAUAUCUUUUGUUUUUCUAAAUUAAUGCUUGUUAGAUUAAAAAAUGAAAAAAAUAUCGUAACUGUCGGUAGAUCAUACGUUGCUACGAAACAAACACUCACUUGCGAAUAAUGAACAUUUAAAGUAAUAAAUUUUGCGUACAUAUAUCAUUAUUGUCAAUAAAAAUAUGAAUAAAUGUAAAUCCAGGUGCAGUAGUAAAAAGUCGUUUUCCCAGCCAUUAACGUACACAGCAGGAUAAUAUUACUGACACACUUAAUAUAAUUACAAGAGCGAAUCUCGUCGAUUCUUAUUAUAUCGAUUUCAUUAAAUUACCUAUACUGGAUUUUUUAUGGCAAUUACUAUCUGAUAUAUACCUCGCGUGUCUCAUAUAUAUAUUUAUAAAUUAAACUCAAUUCUCUGAUAAUUAAUAAUCUUUGGAAGAUUUGAUGAUAAUUGUAGAGUGUGUUAAUUAAAUCACGUAUCAAUUCGCUCUUUAAUUGCCAAAAAAAAAAAAUGAAUAAAUUACAUAUUUAGUAAUUAAACAAAAACAAUCGAGCUUUUGAUCACACGUACAGUAGAUUUUUAUGUUACCCUAGCCAAGUGAAGUCUAUUAUUUAAUCAAAGAUGAUAUUUGUACGUAGUGAUUGUAGAUAAUGUCAUGUUUCUAGAGUAUUGAACUACUGUAUUAUUUUUAUACCAACUAUUUGAAAUUCACCAUCAGAAAAAAAUGAUAAGGGUAAUAAUUAAAUUUGAUACCUCAAUAAUCUGAAGUAAAAAAAAAUAUAUAUAUAUAUUUAGGCAAUCAAACAUCUGGAGUGUGUGUUUAUAUGUCAAUGUUAACCUGUUAUUACUGCCCUUAAUCGUGUUUUUUUUUUUAUUGAGUCAAUGUUCUUCCGUGACUAGGACGUAAAAAAAAUUGAUUUGAAAAUUGUCAAGUGAUGAUUGUAUGUUAUCGAAUUGUAAAUUCGAUCUCAUCCAAUCAUAACUGAAAA